GUGGUGGGAAGCCAGGAGCAAAAACACUAGCCCUCGUAGUUGGGAGAUUUUACUAGUUUCUUUUCAGGACCUUGUGGCGACGCGCAGCUGAGCCGCAGGACGCACGAAGCCAGGACGCACGACUGGUAUGAUGGAAAGAUAGCAGGAGGAGGACAAGGAAGCAAAGAUGUCGUUCUUUGGCAUGGACUGUGUCAGGAAGAAAGAGAGAGAGCUGGAGAGGAAAAUCCGCGCCAACGACCGCGAGUACAACCUCUCCUUUAGAUAUGCAACGAACGCCAUCAAGACCUCCAAGUACAACCCCUUCACCUUCCUACCUCUCAACCUGUUUGAGCAGUUCCAGAGGAUCGCCAACGCCUACUUCCUAUUUCUGCUGGUGCUCCAGGUGAUUCCUCAGAUCUCCUCUCUGUCCUGGUUCACCACAGUCGUGCCUCUGGUCCUGGUGCUGGCAGUCACCGCUGCCAAGGAUGCCACUGACGAUAUUAACCGCCACAGAAGCGACAAUCAUGUAAACAACAGGAAGGUUCAGGUCCUCAUUGAUAGAAAACUGCGGAGCGAGAAAUGGAUGGACGUCCAGGUGGGAGACAUCAUCAAGCUGGAAAACAACCAGUUUGUCACUGCCGACCUCCUGUUGCUCUCCAGCAGUGAACCACUCAACCUGGUGUACAUCGAGACGGCAGAACUGGAUGGGGAGACAAACCUGAAGGUGAGACAGGCCCUGACUGUGACAGGAGACCUGGGAGAGGAUAUUGAAAAACUGGCAGACUUCAACGGCGAGGUAUGCUGUGAACCCCCCAACAACCGUCUCGACCGCUUCACAGGAACGCUAACCUACACCGGUCAGAAAUACCCGCUGGACAACGAGAAGAUCCUGCUGCGAGGCUGCACCCUGAGGAACACCGAGUGGUGCUUUGGACUGGUGCUGUUUGGAGGUCCAGAGACGAAGCUGAUGCAGAACUGUGGGAAGAGCACAUUCAAGAGGACCAGCGUAGACCGACUGAUGAAUGUGCUAGUGCUUUGUAUUUUCGGUUUUCUGGCCUUCAUGUGCACCAUCCUGGCGAUUGGAAACUACGUCUGGGAGCUGAACGAAGGCUCACAGUUCACGGUCUUCCUGCCCAGACAAGAUGGCAACAAUGCAGGCUUCUCCGCCUUCCUCACAUUCUGGUCCUACGUCAUCAUCCUCAACACCGUGGUGCCCAUCUCUCUCUAUGUCAGUGUGGAGAUCAUUCGUCUGGGGAACAGUUUCUACAUCGACUGGGACAGGAAGAUGUACUACUCACGGAACGACACUCCUGCCGAGGCUCGCACCACCACGCUGAACGAGGAGCUCGGCCAGAUCAAGUACGUCUUCAGCGAUAAAACAGGAACACUCACCCAGAAUAUCAUGACCUUCAACAAGUGCUCCAUCAACAGCAAAUGUUACGGGGAUGUGUAUGACUACACAGGUCAAAGACUAGAGAUUACAGAGCAUACACAGAUAGUGGACUUCUCCUUCAACCCGCUGGCUGACCCCCGCUUCAUGUUCCACGACCACUCCCUGGUGGAGGCGGUGAAGCUGGAGAACCCAGAGGUCCACGCCUUCUUCAGGCUGCUGGCCCUCUGCCACACCGUCAUGGCCGAGGAGAAGAAGGAAGGUGAACUUUUCUACCAGGCCCAGUCUCCAGAUGAAGGAGCGCUGGUAACAGCAGCCAGAAACUUUGGAUUCGUCUUCCGCUCACGUACACCGGACAGCGUUUCCAUUGUGGAGAUGGGACAGCAGCGCAGCUAUGAGCUCCUCGCCAUCCUGGAUUUCAACAACGUCCGCAAGAGGAUGUCGGUCAUAGUUCGGAGUCCAGAGGGGAAGCUCUCGCUCUACUGUAAAGGUGCAGACACAAUCAUCUACGAGAGGCUGCAUCAGUCCUGCAGCAAGCUGAUGGACGUCACUACAGAGCACCUUAACGAGUUUGCAGGGGAGGGGCUGCGCACUCUGGCGCUAGCCUAUAAGGAUCUGGAUGAGGAGUAUUUCAACCAGUGGAAACAGCGCCACCAUGAGGCCAGUGUAGCACUGGACGACCGAGAGGGCAAACUGGACGAGCUGUAUGAGGAGAUAGAGAAGGAUCUGCUGCUGCUUGGAGCAACAGCCAUAGAAGAUAAGUUACAAGACGGAGUACCUCAGACGAUCGAGCAGCUGGCCAAAGCUGACAUCAAAAUCUGGGUUUUGACUGGUGACAAGCAAGAAACUGCAGAAAACAUCGGGUACUCGUGCAACUUACUGCGGGAGGAGAUGAACGAGGUCUUCAUCGUCUCGGGGAACUCACCUGAGGAUGUCAGACAGGAACUGAGAGAUGCACAGACUUCCAUGAAACCAGCAGAGGAUUCAGUGUUUCUGCCAGAAGGAGCUGUGGGUAAAGGUGGGAAAGUGAUCACAGAUGAGGUGGUAAACGGAGAGUAUGGCCUGGUCGUCAACGGACACAGCCUGGCGUACGCCCUGGAGCGCAGCAUGGAGCUGGAGUUCCUGAGGACGGCGUGUAUGUGUAAAGCUGUGAUCUGCUGCCGGGUCACUCCUCUGCAGAAGGCUCAGGUGGUCGAGCUGGUCAAGAAGUACAAGCAGGCGGUCACGCUGGCCAUAGGGGACGGAGCCAACGAUGUGAGCAUGAUCAAAGCGGCUCAUAUCGGCGUGGGCAUCUCAGGCCAGGAGGGCAUGCAGGCCGUUCUGUCCAGCGACUACUCCUUCGCCCAGUUCCGCUUCCUGCAGCGCCUCCUGCUGGUGCACGGCCGCUGGUCCUACCUGCGCAUGUGCAAGUUCCUGCGCUACUUCUUCUACAAGAACUUCACUUUCACCUUUGUCCACUUCUGGUACGCCUUCUUCUGCGGCUUCUCUGCGCAGACGGUGUAUGAUGAGUGGUUCAUAACACUCUACAACCUGGUGUACACAGCACUACCUGUACUGGGGAUGAGUCUGUUUGAUCAGGAUGUGAACGACAUUUGGAGUUUCCAGCAUCCUCAGCUUUACGUCCCCGGUCAACUCAACCUGUACUUCAGCAAGAAGGCCUUCUUCAAGUGUGCCCUCCACAGCUGCUACAGCUCCCUGGUGCUCUUCUUCAUCCCCUACGCAGCCAUGCAGGACACCGUGAGGGACGACGGGAAGGACGUCGCUGACUACCAGUCCUUCGCCCUCCUCACCCAGACGUGUCUGCUGUUUGCCGUCACCAUCCAGUUGGGGCUGGAGAUGUCUUACUGGACAGCAGUCAACACCUUCUUCGUGCUGGGCAGUCUUGCCAUGUACUUUGCUGUCACGUUCACCAUGUACAGUAACGGCAUGUUUCUCAUGUUGCCGUCAGCCUUCCCUUUCAUAGGAACGGCCCGAAACUCUCUGAACCAGCCCAACAUUUGGCUGACGAUCCUCCUCACCUCCAUCCUGUGUGUCCUUCCUGUGGUCACCUACCGCUUCCUGUUUAUCCAGCUCUGCCCCACCAUCAAUGACAAGGUGAUGUUCAAGGUGAGACAGGCCAAGGCGACACCUGCCCCUCCGCCUCGACGCACCCGCAUCCGUCGCACCAGCUCCCGGCGCUCAGGCUACGCCUUCUCACAUGCGCAGGGCUACGGGGACCUGGUGACGUCGGGAAGGUUCCUGCGGCGUCCCGCUGUGUCCCGAUCCUCAGGUUUUGCCCACACUGGUCGGCCUACCAUGGGGUUCAGUCCCAUGGGACGAUCGGCUGGAUACAGCCCGACAGGACGCCCUCAAAACGUCAAGGUCCCAGAUGUGGAGGUGACAUCGCUGCAGAUGUACAGGACUAUCAGAGAUCCUGCACUCUGACAGACAGCUGGUUAAUGUCAGGGAGAAGGACUAAUGCCAACUGGACAGCUGUGUGCCGCCGGUGGUUAAAAGCUCCCAUUUGUACAUUCAUGUACACCUUGAAGAACUUGUUCUGGCUUUCCAGAAAACUUCAUGUCACAGAUUCUUCUCUCAUCUGCACAGUCGCCCGGGACGAGGUUUGAAAAGUACUUUUGCUCCAAGCAUUUUAUCUUGUAAUCGAUAUAUCAAAGGAAACUACAACAAAAUGUCUCACCACUUCUGAUGGAUCAUUUUCCUCAGAUCAUGAGUGCUCAUGUAAAACAUGCCUCAUGCAGACGCAACAGAUGAAACCUUUCUGACACUAGAAACAGUAACAGGGUUAUUCACUUCCACAUAGGACAAACCACAGAAGGGGAACAUUUUGGCUUCCUGAGGAGGACAAAGUGUCAUCGUGUUUACAGACGACCCAGACUUCCCUAACCCUGGGAGUCCAGAUGCACAGCAGGGCUUUGUGCAGGGGAUACAACCAGCAAAGCCAUUUUGCAUAAGAAUAUUUUAAUUUUAUACUUCUAGUAUCUUUUUAAAGCAUUUUAUUUUCCUAUCUUGAAAGCUGUUAGCACUUUGGCAGACAAUGACAAUGGGAGUUGACUGAAUGUAUGAAGGAAUGUGUCUGCUCCCAACAAACGUCCAUCUUCUCCGUGGCUCAGAGGAGGAGAAGUCAUGGCAGGAUUCAGGAUUCACCAUAUUGCUGGACAUUUUUUUCUUCUUUCAGUGUGUUUCGUUUCAUCACAUUCUGUGUGCUGAAAGAAUUUCAUGCAACUUCAAUAAUUUAUAGAAGACAGUAACUCAAAUCCUAGCAAAGCAAAUUCUAAUUUUUGAUUUACACCUAAAACACAGGGGCAUUUAAAUCACACUCUUCAGUACCACUGGGCAUCGUGACAUACUUCAUACUUUAAAGGUUAAAUUGUUUUAUUAGUUAGAAAAUAAGCUAUUCUUGUGUGACAUAUAACAAAUAUCUACUAUCGGAGCAAUGGUUUGACUGCCAGGUUGUGAAAUUGAUAUUAUUAUAAUAACUUUAAUUGUCUUCUCAGACUUCUCAGUGUAUCAUGAGAGGUUAUUGUGAACUGAGAAACAUGCAAACCUUUGCUGACAACAUGACGGCUAAUCAGAGUCAUGAAGGUCAUUUUAAGUCAUUACAGUUACAAUCUCGAAGAUCCCUGUUUUGUUCCCUUUAGCUGCACCUGUGGCAAGAAGCAGUUUUUGCUGCACUUUUUGGCAGAUUAAUGGUGAUCUGAGGGUCGACCCACAACCAGCUGGUGGGGCUUUACGAGUUCAGAAGCCCAGUGGUUCCCUACUGGUUGGUAGCGGUCCAGACGUGGGUCGCAGGAACCACUGCAAUAGCCCAUCUUCUUCUCCCCGCUUGCUGUCAAUCAUAAACACACACACACACACACACACACACACAGCACUCAGGCUUGUCUCAGUCCUCAGUCCUGACAAUCCUGCUACUAUAAUGCAUAUAUUUAGCGGUCUGGGGGUCUGGUUUAGGUGGUUGACAACAGAUAUUAUUGGAGUGUGUGUGCAUGUGUGCAUGUUUCAUUAUGUGUAAGAGUGGAUUAUAAAUGGCCGCGCCACUUGUGAUUUUUUCUGGGAAUGUCGCCCUCGACACAAUCACCAUUUAUUUAAAUAAUAAUCUUGGAGAUUAUUAUUUUGAUAAAGGAAUUUUUGCACUUCUUCAAUUAAUCAGCUAUGGCAUUUGAUCAUCUACUCAUAAGUGAACUACUACUAAUAAUAUUGAGACAAUUUGUUACAGUACUUGCAGCAUGUUUGCAGUUUGGUGUCCAGAAAGAAAAAGUAGUGCCGGGCCAAAAAGAAAUUAACAGACACUGGUCAGGCUGUGCGAUGGAUUAAUCUUCCUGUAUGAUGAAUAAAUUAAAGCACUAGUGAAAAGACGUUUAUCACCCAUCGAUCAUCAAAAUCUAAUUAUCAUGUGCAGGGUCGCUGAGAGAGCCUAUCCCAGCAUGCACUGGUUGGAAGGCACAGAACACCGCAACAGCUUCACAAACUCACACCUACAAGCAAUAAUUAAGAGUCUUUGGCCUGUGGAAUUUUUCACAACCUGGCAACCCAAAACUUGUUCUCAUUAAUGGCUUAUUAGUGAUCUGUUUAUUUAAAGUCAUCAGCUACAGCUACUAAACAAUUUCAUAAGAAUGCCUUAUCAUGAAGUGGUACCAAAUCUUCUAUUGUGCAGCUUUAUGGGAGCAUGAAAUGUCCAAAAUGUGUCUCAGUGGUAAAGUCUUGGGUUUACAUCCGAGUUAAGGCCCUGUUCAAGCUCACUAUUGUUGGUGGAUGUACCUGCAUCAUGUCUAGAUCCAGUUUAGAGGGAUUGUAGUUAGAAUACAUGCACCAGAAUGUGUCUUAAAUGCACCCGCAGUGACCACUUCAGACCACAUUCAGCAUCCACGCUGAUGUUUGAUUUUUAGCAAACUAACAAAAAAAAGAAAAAUGCACAUUUUCACCUCAUCGAACAGCAAGAGUAGUGGACAACGCCAGCUGUGGAGUAACUCAUCUUGAAUACAGAGUUUUUCGCACCACAUAGAUGGAGGUUUAUCGUACUGUGCACACACUACAAAGCCGAGUGGAUGAUCCUUAAAUCAAUUCCUGGGUUCAUGUUUGUCCACAUUUUCUGUUUAUAGCUACUUCAUCGUUGUCGGUGCAGUUUUUGGUGCGUUCACAUCCAUCAGAUCACACAAAACACAUUUAAAUACAAAGUGUGAACAGGCUCUAAAAACACUGCUUCCACAGUUCCCAUGAGCUUUUAAUUAUGCAGCAUAAAUUAUGCCUCAUUUCAAAAUCAGUGUGUCAGAUUCUGCAUCACAUCAUGCUUAGUAAAAUCACAUAUCUGCUUCAGCAACAAGCUCGCUACUGUUUGUCUGACAAUCAGUUUGGUCGUUAGCUGUAUUUCUAAUCUUAAAAAGCAGUGUAUCUCAGCUGUUAUCUGCUUUGUUCCCAGCGUCUUUCUCUCCUCAGCUCACUGAAAAUAUGAGCUGACUUAAACACAGAAGUUGCCUUAAUAUUUAAAGGAAAGGACAUUUCUACAUCAUGCAAUGCAGAAACAACAAUGACAAUGUUAGGUGGACGAUAAGGAUGUAGGAAAAAAAAAAUGUUUUAUGCAACCCAGUCAAGGAAUAAAAAUGUUUUAAAGGGAUAGUUUGGAUCUGUUGAAGGGGAGUUGUAUGAGGUGUGUCCACAGUGUAUUACAUAUAGUAGAUAUAUGUCGGUUGGUCCCCAGUUUGAAGAGGCAGGGUGUAGUCCAACAGGAAAGCCAAACAAUAAAACCUAAAUAAAUCCUCACCUAAAUAAAAUGAUAUCAGCUUAAGUGUAGGCUAUAUUUGGAUUAUUUUCAUGUCUUUAUCUUACUGUUAGACAUCGAUUUCAGACAAGCAUCUGAAGCCAAUAUAUCCCUCUUUUCAAAGAGAAAAACAGUGAUUUACACUGGUCUACCGGCCCUUGAAAUGACUCAAAGUACCACCAUUCUCGUGGGGCAAAGUCCUGUACUUUGUGACCCACUGGACGCCCCAACCUGCCUCCUGACUGGGCCUCUCGAGACCACUUCCUUCUUUCCUUCUCCCAUCUGGUGAUCACAGCCUUCCAAAAUGCAUGGGUAAUGCACAAAUAACUGGACAAUUAUUAUGUGGGAUACGUAGGAAAUUUGGUGCCUUACUUUCUGUAGGAAAAUGUACAAACAGUGCCUGAGAACAGCCUGACGAACUAACUGACUGAUACAGUGGUAGACCAGCAGCUCCUGAGUUCAGCAAGCCCAAAUGACUGUUUUUGCCAAUGGAGUCUGAUGGCUUUGAGGAGAGCUGCAUCUGUUAAUGUCUCCUCAUCAGAACAGGCUGUCUGACAGGAAGGCAAAGGGGUGAAAAUACUCUUCAUAUAAGGUGCACUUAAACUGACGCUGAUUUUUUUAGGUGGCUUAAAUAUGUUUUGUUGCUUCCCCCGUCCACAGCAGUGCAUUGCUUAGCUUCUGUAUCGGCACUUCAGCUUGCUUCUCCAAACUGUGGCCAUGCUAACCACCAUUUACUGUAUGUGUUACACUGUCUGUGGAUAAGUACCUUCAAACAGUCUGAUUAUCCCCUUCAUUUAAGCAAAGAUAUUUUAGAUACCAUCAUCAUGUUUGCUGUUUAAACCUGAAGAUAACAGCUGCUCUGUGGGAUCUUUAAUUUAUUAUUUGGUGUGUGAAGGUUUAAAGAGUAGUCCAAAUAGAAUUGGUUUUUAUUCACUCAUCAGUUUUUCAUCUACAGUUUAUUUUAAACCAUUAAGAGAGCUGAUGACAUCAUAAACCCUGUAGUAUUUGUAUCUAAAAAAUCUCUGACCCUGAUGUGAUUCAGUCACUUGUCGCCCAGAAUUGAAUGUAUUGCCCCCAAACCCCAGUGGUGAACCAAAAGUUUAUUAAGGCUUUGUGUGUCAUAGUUUACUCUGAAGUAAAACCGUUGCUCGUCCGACAGAAUCUGAUGCUGGAGGUCAGUGUGGUGAAGCUGGUUUGCACCACUGACCGCUCAGUUAUUAUUUACUGUAAAGUGUUCCUUCCUGGAGAUUUUUCAGAGGUUGAAUAUGCAGAAGAAACAUUUACUGCAUCUUUGUUCUUUGUGUAAAUUAAGCUCAUAAUCAAGUUGUGUUGUAAGUUUCUGAUGUUUUGAGGCAUUAUCUGGUAGCCAGUCCAGUUGUUUCCAUUUUUAUCUUACUGGGGUCCGUUUCACAAAGGCAAUCUGUGAGCGCUGCUGACACACACAUCACAGGUGUUGACAGCCAGUGGUUUAGUGGUAGCUGUAGUGGUGGGUGUACUACUAGGUAGAUGAGUACCAAAGAGGAAGUGGGUAUACUCUCCUUUAUAUUCCAUUGGGUUUUUGGCUGAUAGGUGGGUAUACUGUAAACAGCCAGAAAAAGAGGUGGGUAUACCCUUCACGACACCACUAGCAACAGCUCCACGUUUUGUUGAAAUCACAGGUUGCAUUCAGCAGAGCUUUGUCUGCAGUAUUAAUGCAGAACCAGUUCAUUAAGAGUGGCCGCAACACUGUCCACUAGUGUCUUUUUCCAGUAUUUCUGUGGUACUCUCCUAAAUAAAUUGUAGCCAUGAUGAAAACUUCAGAUAUUUAUCAUUAUAUUACUAUCGUUGUAUCGUUGUAUCCGCCCCGAAGACUGAAACUGUAACAUAAAGGAUUUUUGAUAAGUGUUUCUUAAACAUGUCAAACUAUCUUGUGAUUUUUAGCUCUGCUCUUCCUGAUAACCAUUUUGUAUCAUUUUUGUACUUAAACAAAUGCAAUAAAAAGAUCAAUAGGA
Messenger RNA from Epinephelus moara (kelp grouper), 9115 nucleotides. RefSeq names its product phospholipid-transporting ATPase ID-like. Gene Ontology annotation, molecular function: ATPase-coupled intramembrane lipid carrier activity; magnesium ion binding; ATP hydrolysis activity. The coding region runs from base 167 to 3793 and encodes 1208 amino acids. Gene Ontology annotation, cellular component: plasma membrane. The transcript is spliced from 28 exons. The record is from RefSeq and is a predicted model, not a curated record. Gene Ontology annotation, biological process: Golgi organization; phospholipid translocation. NCBI's taxonomy places the organism in Eukaryota, Metazoa, Chordata, Actinopteri, Perciformes, Serranidae.